This is a messenger RNA of Peronospora matthiolae, 819 nucleotides long. The record is from the annotation of a GenBank genome assembly. Lineage: Eukaryota; Oomycota; Peronosporomycetes; Peronosporales; Peronosporaceae.
AUGGAUUUGAUGGAUGGAUUCUAUCAGAUCCUCAUGCGUGAAAAGUACAUCCCGUACACAGCGGUGAGCACCCCCGGUGGUACACUCUGGGAGUGGCUAGUGAUGCCACAGAGGCUGAGAAACGCCUCUUCUACUCUCAAUAGAUAUGUUACGAAUCUGUUGCAAUCGUUGCGAGAAUUCGCACCGAGUUACUUUGACGAUGUCUUCGUCCAUGGCGGGGCUAUGGAUGUAAAGACGGACGUGGAGGUUCAUAGAAUCCACGUCCGGAAGGUUCUUACGCUAAUGCGAGAGCAUAAGUUGUUCACGAACCUCAAGAAGUGCACAUUCGCAGCGAAGGAAAUACCACUUCUUGGCUUCAUCGUGGGUAUGAACGAUGUACGUCCUGAUCCGGAAAAGAUCAAGGCGAUUAGCAACUGGACUGUGCUAGUCGACGUCAAGGGACUUCGAAAGUUCCUUGGCUUGGCGGCGUACUUGCACAAGUACACGCGCAACUACGCCGAGAUGACCGUACAUCUAUCUCGUCUACUAAAGAAAAACGAGAGGAGGUCAUGGAGUGCUGAGUGUCAGCACUCCUUCGAGGGUAUCAAGAAAAUCUUAAUUCAAUCGCCUGUGUUGGCGAUUGCAGACCAGGACAGACCAUUCCACGUGGUCUGUGACGCCAGCGAUUUUGCAAUCGGCUGCGCGUUGAUGCAGUAUGACUCAGACGGCUUUGAGCGCGUCGUCUGUUAUCAAUCGCCUCAGCUGCAAGCAGCUGAGCGUAAUUACCCAAUGCAUGACAAAGGAACGUCUUGCCAUUGUCAUGAAAUAUGCACUGGCUAA